Messenger RNA from Oxyura jamaicensis (ruddy duck), 6468 nucleotides. It is a transcript of the gene CNST, whose product is annotated as consortin, connexin sorting protein. The coding region runs from base 228 to 2393 and encodes 721 amino acids. Gene Ontology annotation, biological process: positive regulation of Golgi to plasma membrane protein transport. Gene Ontology annotation, cellular component: transport vesicle; plasma membrane; trans-Golgi network. NCBI's taxonomy places the organism in Eukaryota, Metazoa, Chordata, Aves, Anseriformes, Anatidae. The transcript is spliced from 12 exons. The record is from RefSeq and is a predicted model, not a curated record. Gene Ontology annotation, molecular function: connexin binding.
UGCCGUGCCCGCGCCAUGCCGGCCCGCAGCUCCCCGCCGCCCUCGGCGGGCGCCUGAACCGCAGCGGAGCCCAGGAGCCUACCCUAUAUUCGUAUCCUGAACUUUGCAUGCACAAAGGACUACCUGACUACCUCUUUCUGACCUGGUUGUUAUCCUUGUUGAAACCUUAGGAAAAUGGUCUAAAAAUAUCUGGAGGGGGAUUAAGUGGUUCAACAAGUAACGCUCUAAUGGAUGACAGAGAAUUUCCACCAAAUGAUCUACAAAUAGAUUCCAAAGACAAUCUUCAAGAUGACUAUAGGGUGGAAAGUUUGGCUUCGUAUUUGGUUUCUUCACCUGAUGAAAAUGAAAAUCAACUUGACAAUGACGGGAAUGAGGUUCUGACCAGUAGUAGAACUACUAUGGGAAGACAGGAUAAAGGUGAGCAGGACUGCAUCAACAAUAAUGAGAAUAUGGACAGUGGAGACUGUACCCCAAGCUGUAAGGAAAGUGAGACUGAAAGGACAUCUGUAAACGUCCAUAUGGACCCACAGCUGGAGGAAAAGCCUGUUAUAGAAAAGCAGCAAGGUGGAAAAAGAAGUCCAAGAAGCAAAAGAAGCUCCGGAAAAAAAUCUAAAGGAGUUCCUUCAGUGGGAACCACAGCAAUCAAGGAGGAAAAUACUCGUGUUACACAUACAGAUACAGUGCAUGCUGAAGGUGCUGUUGAAGCAAAUGAAAAUUCUCACCAAAAAGAACAAAACCAAACGUUGCAGUCCCUUUUCUCUUUGCUCCGUGAAGAGGUUGAGCAGAUGGAUUCAAAGAUACUGCCCCUGUGUCUCCAUCAGAUAGCUGAGACCUAUUUUCAAGAGGAGGAAUAUGAGAAGGCAAUGAAGUUCAUUCAGCUUGAACGAUUGUAUCACGAGCAGCUGCUUGCUAAUCUUUCUUCCAUACAGGAACAGUGGGAAAGAAAAUGGAAAACAGCAGUUUCUAGCCCAGUUAGAACACUGAGGAAUUCAGCUAAAGAACUGAGUAGUGAAGAGCUGGAAAAGCUUACUAAAGUUUGUUCUUCGCAUCAACAGCCACAGGCACCUAAAAAUAAGCCAGUAGCUGCAGAAAUUACAUGGGAAAGUGGUUGCUUGCUCCAGUUAAAGGGAUCAGAGGAUUCAAAGAAAAGAGAAGCUGCUGCUUUUAAAUCAGGUACUGAAACUUGUCCUGGCAUUGGACCAAAGAAAGAAGAUAAACAGCUGAGCACUCAUCCUCCAGGUGAAAACAAAACUGAGAGACAGACCGAGACAGCAAGCCUUUCCGUAGCAGCAGGAAAGGACCACAUGGAGGAGCAGCACUGCAGUGCUGAAUCAACAUUGGAGCCACACACCCAGUCCACAGGGACAGUGGGCUGGCCUUCUUCGGGCUGUUUAUCAUCAGGGGAUGCCGGUAAAGAUAACAGUUUGCAGCUGAGAGAAAGGCAGCUCUCUAAGGAUGCAGAAAAAAUAAAAGAGACAGCUGGGGAGCCUGGAGUGAAAAUCUCUCCUGGGCCAAUGGUAGAUGCUGUGGUUUUAACAGAUGCUGAUUAUAUGCCUACUGAUUCGGUUUCUACUGAUAAAGAUGUACAAGCUGAUAAGAAUCUUCUCAGAUCAAAACAUGUUGCUAGAUCUUCAGCAAUUGCUAGUGGCCAGCUCGGAAAUAGUGAUUUAAACCAGCAACAGAAACAGCCCAAUGACGAUGAUGAAAAAUCUCCCCAGGACAGAACUGCAUCGAACGUGUGCUCUGGAAGUCAUAAAGUGUCUGAACAUGAGAGUACUGCCCUUUCACGAGUAUGCAAGGAAAUGCAGAGAGCAGCAGGACAGGAGGAGAAGGUAAAAAAUGAAGAACAAGAAGAUUUUCUUCUCAGACUUUUAAAUGGUAACAUAAUAGACUCUGAAGAAUCAUUUGCAAGCUUAGCAAACCAAGAGGAUUUUGACACUGUUCCAGAUAUUUCACCUGAACGAGCAUCUUACAACUCACUGGAAGCUUUAUCACUAGAUGACAGCUUUUCUUCUCUUGAUGAACUUGCAAGAAGGAUAGAGAUUGCAGAGAUUGCCCCAGCUGAAGGAUUGGUGUCCAUACUGAAGAAAAGAGAUGACAGGGAAGGAAAAGCAAUUGCUCAAGUCCAGCAAAGGCAAACAAAGAGAAGAGUCCGAUUCCAAGAAAUGGAUGACACUUUUGAUCAAGAUGAAGUAGCUGGUGGCUCCUGUAUUUUGCUGAUCCUGCUGUGCAUAGCAACUGUUUUCCUUAGCAUUGGAGGAACUGCACUGUACUGCACCUUUGGUGAUAUGGAAUCCCCGGUGUGUACAGAUUUUGCAGCCAACAUGGAUUUCUAUUAUACCCAGAUACUGCAGCGUGUGGAAGAACUUAAACACUGGAUAGCCUUCUCCUAGCUGAAAUGAGCAGAGACGGCACGUUGAGAGCUUACCACUGAUCAUUGGUAGAAAAAAAACGGUGAUUUCAACACUUGCCACCUGCAGGUGUAUGUGAUGAUGUACUUACACUUUUACUUAGAAAAAUCCUAGUUUAGCAUUCAGGUGGCAAAAUGUUCACAUCUUAAGCUGUAGCAGCGUGGUAUGGGAGAAUAAAGUCCUUCUCUUCACCCUUUUAAGAUUAGACAAGCAGCUUUUCAAUAACUUGAGCAAGCGAAGAAGAAAGAAGAAAAUUAACUGUCUUCUGUAUACUCGCUCAUUGCCACACCUUGUGUAAGCAAUCUCUGGAAGCUUAGUUAAAGGACAGCUUUGAUUUACAGCUGUUUGUGCAAAGGUGUCGCCUCCAGCUAUCAUGCAAUAAGUCUGUGUUUUACAAAAACAUUAUUUUUCUUCUACGUCUUACUAUUUUUCUCCAUUUUAAUUCUCCUGGUGAGCCAUGUAAUAAUUCGGGUGGAGUGAGAAGAGUGCAGCAGCAUUCACAGAGCCCUCAUUUGGUGAAGACAGGCUGACCCUGUAUAUUGUAGCUUAUGGUGAAUAUCAUGAGUGGGAUAAAUCUGCUGGCAGAUUUCACAAAACUUCCUGGAACUUUACUCCUGGUAUUGUGUGGGCUGUUUUAGAAGUAGAAGGAUAAAAAAGAAAUCCUCAGUCUCACUAAACGCAGAAACAGGAGCAAGAUGUUUAGUAAAUUAUUCAUGUUACUGUAAAGUGGCUUUGGCCAGUUUUAAAGGACCUGGUGGUAGGUGUUGGGCUAACUGGGUUUUCUGUCCAGCUACGUCACUGACUUACGGUAAUCACUUUGUGCCUCAGUUUCUCCUCCGUAAAUGGGGAAUAAUGAUCCUUGCCUUUGUCUGUGAAUAUUUAUUGCAAUUAGGGCUCGUGUCUGAUUCUUGUGCGGCCCGGAGGAGCACACAGGAUCACUGAACUGUGUGGCUGCAGCCUCUCUCACUGAGUGAGCACUUAUGUACAGUGGGACUGAUCCAACAGAAGGAAUUCAGAGGCUCGCUUGAGAUCCGCAGUAUGUUGGUAGUCCAGGGCACCCAUUCCAGCAGAGAAAGCACAUUUGCAUCUAUUUGCCCUCCAGAUCUGAGACUUGUAAAAUCUGCUCUCUUUUUCUACCAGCUUUAAAUUAGUAAAAGAGUCGUUUUGAAUGGGUAUUUCUAUCACCUGGUGCUCAGCCCUUUCUGUGUGGUGUGUGAGAGAAACACCGACGUGACGGCAAAGGUCAGAAUUAGUGACACAGGCCUUUGGCCCACGCGAUGGUCAAAAUGUGGCAGCUGUUCUCGCGCAGAGCAUGAUGCUGACGGUGACGUGUGAAAUGAGUCCUUCACACCUCAGGAAACAGCAGCUUUGAGGGGUCUGCUUCACUCCGCUCCGCUCCCAUUUCCAGCUUAUUAAUGUUGUGUGAUGCAGUUCCUUCGGGUGUAGGAUAUUAUUCUGUAAACUACUACGAAGUGAAAUCUUCAAGGUAUUGCUCAGAGUUAGAACGUUAAACAGUCAUGCUUUCUGCCAUUUGCAAGCCGAUGUCCCUCUAGUGAGCUUGAUUGUUCCUAACGCACCGUUACACUUAACGGGUUUUUAAAGUGAAAGGUAAAAUCAUGUUUGUUUUUUUCUAUAGUAACAUGCAUGUAAGAUUUCUUUUCCAGUUUUCACUGCUGAGGCUUAAUUUAUCUAUACCUUAGGAAGCCUCAUGUGCAGCUCUAUAUUAAAGUAGCAAAUUUAAAAUACCCAAAUUAAUGAAAGCUUUUGCUUUCACAAUGAAACUUAGGAAUGGUAGUUUGGCAUAUUUUUUGUUGGUUAUUCUCAGAGCAUUAUAAAGCUGGACUAAUCUAAGGGAGAAAGGGAGAGAUGCUUUUGUAUUUUAAAGUGUUACUGGCUGGUUCAGUGUAUUAUUUUAAUUUCCGGUUUAUGUAUUUAUUUAGUUUUUAUUUUAAAGAAAAACUUAAUUUUCUUCUUUUUUUGGUAAUUUACUCAGAGUAAUUAAAAAGCAUGCAUUUGGUUAAAAUAUGUAUUUAUAGUGAUUGUGUAGUUAAGAUAUAUUUUGCAUUUCUGUAACUUUGCAUUGAGUGCUUCAGGAUAUUAAGUUUGUUCCUAAAAGACAACUGUUGAUUUCAGCUUAAAAAUCUGUUUAAGUUUUUGUGCACUUCAUCACCAAAAAGAUCAAGAGGUAUAUAUAGAACUAUUUAUUCAAAAAUAUAUGAGAUAGGAAGAUAGAAGAUCUUCUAUUCUACGUUUGUUUAAUUAGAACUAUUUUAAAAUAAUUAUUUUAUUUAAAACUGUAAAUCUAUUUAAAGUCAAAGCAGUUUUUAAUAAGCAGUUCAGUUUAAAAUCCAUGGUCCAAAUCCUGGUAUGGCAGCUUUGUGUGGUAUUCCCAGUGCAAAGAUUCGCUAACAUCAGCAGAACUGCCUACAAGAGGACCAUGAAGGGGUAGCACACCACUCUACAACAUGUGCCUGAGAAAAAAACGAGUUCCCAGAUGUUCUCUGUAGCUCAGCUACCGUACACUGGUGCUGUAACGUGGAGCAUCUCUCCUGCCUUCCUGGCCUGUGCCGAGAUACCACUCCUGCAAGGUGUUUCAGGAUCUGAGGGAGCAGAAGGAGCAGGUUCACACAGGCUGCCCAGCUCCUCAUCUGAGCUCUUCACUCCUCAGUUGCAGUCGAGGACUUGAGUCUGGAUCUAAUUUCCAUUGGCAUUCCUGUAUAAGAAGUGGAUAGUGCUAACUCUUGCUUCGCCUGACAAUUCUGCUGGUACACGCAGUUUGCGUGGUCUGUACUACUUUAUCAGACUUGCAGCUACCAAUGAAAAGAUGUGCUUUGUUUGAACACCACAGAGUGUGCGGGUUGGCUUCGUGUUGGCUUUCCCAUGUGUUCUGUUCUCUCUCAAUUGCUGGUGACAUUGCUCCCAUCAGAGUGGCACGAGGGGUCAAGAUCUUUGGGAAAUCCAAGCUGAAAGUCUAUUUGAACAGUUAUCCUCAUCUGAGGAUUUUGUGGUAAAAUAGUGCUGAGCAGCAGCCAAGACUGAAGUAGGAAGCAAGGAGAGGGAAAAAGCUUUUUCUCCCCUUUGUGCAUUUGUAAAGCCCUUUGUGUGUAAGUUUUCCUUUAGACUCUUGCCUUCCCUGCCACUGUCUGUAUGGUCGUUCUGCUUGGCAGUAGGGGAAACAUUUUGCCAGUGUAAAAAACAUUUGUAGCCAGUAGAAAAAAAAUCAGGGAAUGUUUCAGUACUUGUCAGUAGUUAACUAAUUUCUUAAAAGAUGACUGGGAUGUCAGGGUGGUAGCUCACCUUCAAAGAUGGAAGUUGUGGGCACUUAAUCCCCUGCCGCACUCUACCAGAAACCCCACCGCCCGGUUUAUUCAGUGAGUGUAAUUACUUUUAGAAAGGUUCUCGCGAUAGAGCAAAACCAGGAAGACGCUUUGUGCCCAUUCAGCAUGAGCUGCCAAAAAGAGCUUUCCGAUGACAUAAUCAACACCCUCACCCCAAAUAACAUGAAGCACACCAGGAAAAGCACUAUGCUGCAGCAUAGCCACGCCGUACCACGGGCUUGUUUUCAAGCAGAGUCAGUAAGGAAGCAUUUUCACAGCCCAGAUGUGCCAGGAGGAGUUUGUAAUCUAGACACAGCCCGUGUUUUAAGAUUUGUCCCGUAUCUUUGCUCUCAUGCUUGGAAAAUGCAUAGCACUGGUCACACGCAGUGUAAAGUAGCCUAACCAAAGGGGAGACUCUUGUUAGAGUUCUCUGGGAGGAAAGGGCAAGCUUGAAAUACCAAAUGAGCAGAGUAGGUUGGAAGUCCAAAUUCUUGUGUGAUUGGGCACUAUUCCACUCAAUAACCAAAGGAGAUGCUACCCUCCCAGGAAAAUAUCUUUGCCUACUUUGUACCAUAAUGUAAAACCAAGACCAUCUGAAAGGACUAAUAACCAUUUGUAACAAAUUUAACUUUAGCUACUUUUAGCAAAAUGAGUAAAUAAUUGUUUGAAACCAUCACCCAAGCUUGUAAUUUAAAUACUGUAGCAAAAAAAUAAAAAUAAAAAAUGUCCCAAAGAAAAUA